Messenger RNA from Athalia rosae (coleseed sawfly), 566 nucleotides. RefSeq lists its product as uncharacterized. The record is from RefSeq and is a predicted model, not a curated record. The transcript has 5 exons. NCBI's taxonomy places the organism in Eukaryota, Metazoa, Arthropoda, Insecta, Hymenoptera, Athaliidae. The coding region runs from base 150 to 566 and encodes 138 amino acids.
CGGGAGUGUUCGGGUUGCCGGCGAUAUCUGCCCAGAGAUCGUUGCUCGAGUGACGCAGCGCCGUAACUGUGUGCAGCAGCAGCAUGUAGUGAAACUGGAUUACCAGUUGAAAUCGGAUCAUCCCCAACGGCAGCGGCACCGCCGCGUUUAUGACUCGGGGUAAAAAAGGAGACGAGGACGAGAGGGAGGAGGGCGAGCGAGGCGGAGGUGGUGCGUGCCUUAAUUUUGAUGACCAUUGCGUGACGGAACCGAAUCAGGACAUCAACGAGUCUCUCCAAAGAUCGACGCCUCUCCAUCCUGAUGAUGAUCAGAUGAUGGAUCUGCAACACAUGAGACGUACAACACCUUCCUUUUGCGGAGGUCGCAUAUCCUCCGACGUCAUUGACCCCCUGGACUUCCCCUGUUCAUCAGGGGGAGUCCAGGGACCCGUCCCCUGGGACUGCGCGGCCUCCCACCGCCCCCGGGGUCCCAGGGGACCCAGUCCCCGAGGACAUGUCUUCGGGGAUACGAAUCAUAGUAUUCGAACGCAGGGACCACUAUCCCGCACUUCAGAACAUCAUGAUUAA